AGAUAAAAACCAGCCCCCACAUGAACGUUGAGCAUCCCCUCCCCUCUCUCCUCUUGCUCCUCCUUCCAGAAAACUUCCACCCCACUCCCCACUCUCUCUCCCCGCCGAUCCAAAGAAGAUCCGGAAACGGCCCCCGAUUCCACCGUUGAUGAUGAAAUCGAUGGAGGAGGAUGAGGUUCAUGAGAGGCCGGCGGAGCUGCCUGCGGAGAACCGUACCCGCUCGCCGCCGCGGCCGCGGCUCUCGCAGUCCCGCCUCCAUAACUUCUCCUUCCCGACCCUCAGCUGGGGGCGCCACAAGCUCCUGAGGUGCAUGAACCUCAACGGCGGUGCCGCCGGCGAGAACGCCGGGUCGGUGGCUCCGGCAACCGCGCAGCACGACACCCGAGCUGGCCAGAAGCGGCCGGUCUCCUCCUCCUCCCCGGAUAAAUCCCGCCCUCCGUGGGCGCCUCCGGAGGCGAGGGACUCCAAGGAGGCCGAUGAAAGAUCUCCGGAGGAAGGGGAGGGGGAGGAGUCCUCCUCUUCUGCUGCUGCUGCGGCGGCAGCGGCCAUGAGGCCGUGGAAUCUGAGAACGAGGAGGGCUGCCUGCAGUGCUCCGGGGGAGAACGGGUGGCCCCGGAACCCCAAUUCGGCUGCUGGGCCGUCGUCUCCGCCGGCGGCCGAGAACAGCAACCUGGUAGCAAAGCCGGUCAGGCUGAGAUCAGAUAGCGCCGAGAAGGGGGAGCGGCGGAAGUUUGCGAUCUCGCUGUCUCGCGAGGAGAUUGAAGAGGACUUUUUGUUGUUCAAGGGGACGAAGCCCCCUCGGAGGCCUAAGAAGAGGCAGAGGAUCGCUCAGAAGCAGCUAGACUCUCUUUUCCCUGGUUUGUGGCUAUCCGAGGUAACUCUGGAUUCGUACAAAAUUGAUGAGUAAGAAGUUAGAGGAUGUGAUCAAAGUAGAUGUUUGUUCGUGGAGAAAGCUUCCAGGGUUUUUAAUUUCUGACUAUUACUUUAGUCCCGUGUCCAUGGUUAGUGUGGUUUUGUAGCACACCAUAUUAAUCUGUAAAUUAAAAGUUUAAAUAAAGGUGUUUAAAGUUUGCAUUUUGUUAUGCUAUGCAAGCUUGCUUGUUUACAUUAUUUUCUAAUUUAAGUUUUUUUUAUUUAAUUAUCUUUUAAAUUUUCUGAAAUUUUUUUCCUCAAAGUGGACAUGGCAAGAUGGUUUUGUUUGAAUUUUUAAAUGUUAUAUUAUAAGAUUUAUCUAAAAAUAUAAACACUCUGGUAUUUGGUAACUGAACUUGGUUUGUAGUCCAUGUAUUGAAAGAGAUGUCAUGUUGUUACCUAUAUAUAUCUUGGUUCGAUCAUAUGGGAGAGGUGUGAUGGGAGCUGGUGGAAAAGGUUGUGAAGAUGCUAGCUUCUGGCUGCAAUUGUGAACUUUGCUAUUAAUAGGAUUUUAUGCGGGGAUAAAAGUCCAAGAAAAAUCUCCUAAUUCUUGAAGAACAGUUAUGGUUUUGUUUGCUAGCUGGGUCAUUUUGUUGAUAAAGAUAAGAGGCCAAUACUCGGUGGUGCUUGAUCGAUGAAAAAUUCAAAUUGUGCAAUGUUUAACAUAUGUUAUGAAUUUAUGAUGAUUAUGGGAUUACUGACAGAGGGAAAAUGUAAUAAGCAAAUAAUAUGUUUCUUGAAGUGCCGUGGGUGUUCCUUACAUCCACAGGCAAAUUAGACAGUUGGAUGGCUUGGUUGAGAUUUGUGUUUCAUCCAAGGAUGUGAAUGAAACCAGAAUAAGAUUUGAUGCAGUGCUAGUUGCAUGAAAAGGAGUGCCUUUGCCUUUAAAGAAACCUCUGGUAAGAACAUGAGGGAGCGACAAGUCUCAUCUAUGUAUUCAUUUUCCUUAAGAGUGAUUCUGUGUUCUACUUAAAGCAAUAAAAGAAAAAAGUGUGAUUGCUCAUGUUAAUGCAUGAAGUCAGUAAGUGCUGAAACCUUUCGAGCUACAUAUUUGUCAUUUUGCAUUUAUUGCCUUGGUCGGAGUGCAGUUUCUGAUGCUUUGUGAUUUUGAUUUCUCUGACACUUAUAUUUGUUCACUAAUUUUGAUGUGAGAGAAAGAUGCUAUAGUUAGUUGAUUGUUUUCAACAGUAAAUUGUUUUUAACUUCCAUAUAUUAACUACUGGGUGGCAACAACCGUGUUUAUUGGUGCUAUCCUUUCUAUCUUUUUUAUCUUUAAUUCUUUAAGGCAAUGUUGCUUCUUUAUAAAAAAACAGUUUCAUGCUUGGUCUCCUGUUCUGUCGUAGCAUCAGAAUGCAUGUGCAUGUGUUUUGGGCUAGAUAUUGUGAUAUGCUGUUGCGUAUAUGAUACAGCGGAUUGACAGAAUGUUGUAUGGUUCCCUUUGCACUUCCUUCAUUGGAGGGUCAUACUUCUUUAGUAUGGUGAUCUGAUGCUAAUAUUAGGUUAUAUUAAUCAGAAUCUCAAAUAAAAAAAAAUUAAAAUAUGUUUUUAUUGUUCUCAUUGCUUGUUAUGAAAAUCUCCUUCACAAAAUUGGGCAGGUAUCUUUCUUGUAUCCACACCGAACUGAAACACUUGCUUGAUAUAUUGUUGCUUUAUCAGGUGGCUAGCAGCCUUUUAAUGUUAGUAAGCUUCUUUAAGAAGUUUUCCCUCCAUUGAACUUGGUCUUCUUCAUUUUAAGUACGUUCUUAUGGCUCCACAAUGAAUAGAAUGAUGACAUUUUAUUAUCUCUGAUAAAGAGUUACUGCUGCAGGAAAUAGUAUCUAAAUUAGAAACCUAUCCAUGAAAGCAGUGGAUGGCACUUAUAAUGAAAUAUUUUUGAAAAUUAAACACUAAUUUUUGUUUUUUGAACUUGUGAUAAUUGCUAGAUUGAAUAAAAUGGUGUUUUCUACACUUUGUUGGUUAUAGGUAUCAAGGCCCUUCAGUUAGUUGAAAUUAUGUUGUCAGCUGUCGACUUGCGGUGAACCUUAGCUUUCUGACUCGAAUCAUCUCAUGUGAUUUGAGAAUUCUAAUUCAUCUUGCUGACUUACUAAUGCUGUGGAUUUGUUUGAAGUUAAGGCCAGAAAUAAGUUCAGUUGGUUCACUUGAUGUUUUUGUCUUGUACCAUCCUCUCAGAAUUCUAACCAUCCUUUACCUUGCAACUGAAACCUCAUUAUAAAUAAUUGAUUAAUUAAGCAUCCAGGUGAUUCAAGUUUGUAUCCUUCAAGGCUCGAAAAAUUUUUGAUUCAAGUUUGUAUCCUUCAAGGCACGCAAGUUUUUUCUGGGAAAAAAGUUUAAGCCAGAGAUGAAAACUGAAAGCUGUAAUAAUUAAAAAUAUAAAUCAUGAUCAGUUACGAACUUUAAUAGAAAAAUUAAGAUAAAUGAAGAGGAAUGUAUAUACAGAAAAGGAACCCUUUAAGACAACCGAUGAAAGAAACCCUAUAGAUGUCCUAUUACUCUUUCUUUUUGCCUGCCUUGUGGAGCUUUGUAAAGGUGAGAAAUCGAAGAAAGUCACUCUUGGAAACUUUUAUUGGACGUCAAGGAAGAGAAACUUGUGGGAUGGUGGUAACAGUUUAAAAAGAAACAUGCUUGGUAAAUUUUGACAUAAAUAACCUCUGCUCCUUUGUGCGUGUCUUACAUGCAUAGACCCAUGCACCACACACAUUGCGGGGAACGCAUGUGCAUUAACAUGUUCUUUCUUCUUAAACACUCUUUAUUUGAACCAAUUUUACCGUUCUCUGUUCUCCUUUAAAAGUUGCUCAUGGAUUCAGUUUAAAUGGGUAAAACAGUUUGCUAUUUUCUAUCUUAUUUAGAUGAAGGCAUACUAAUAAGUUUGUCUGUCUUCUUUUAUCCUUCAUUUAUCUCUUAUUUUUAAUAAUUUACCUUUUUGGUUGCUUCUUUUAAUUCAGAAACUUUUCUUUUAGCUAUAUAGAUCUAGACAUGGUGAUUUGAAUAAGUUUUCUGUCCAUUUCUUUUAUAUUAAAUUUGUUCAGUUGGUGGUGUUAUUUUAGCCUUGAGAUAUGAUUGAAUUUUGGGUUACUAACUCAUACUUUCACAAUUUUAUCUUCAAAAAAUAUGGUUGUUUAGAACCCAACAGAAAACAGGGCAUGAUGAUUGCAUCAAUAACUUUAUGUUAUAUAUGUAAAUCACGUAAUGGACUGAUUGAAGCUUUGGUUGUUGAAAGUUUAUUGAUGGCUAGUCUAAUCAAAUCUUUUUUGAUUGCCAAUUUCUGUUUUUCUUUUUCCAACUCCCAUUGUGUCUGUAUAUCAAAAUAAUCUCUUUCUACAAUCUUUACUUUAAGAUUUGAAGUACGAGUAAUUGAUUUUUGAGUGUUUUCAUCAUCAGAUGUCAACCUCUGUAAACUAGCAUAAUGGUCCUGGCAUGGAACCUGAAAGAACAGUUGGCAGAGAGGGAAACAUAUAAUUUGUGUUUCACAAUUUAAGGUCAUGCAACCAGCGUACAACUGUUCAAGAUUCCACCAAACUUGGCAAUGAAUAGAAUCUUUAAAUGAGCAUCGGUUAAGACAAUGUUUAUUAUAGACUAU
Phoenix dactylifera (date palm) is the source of this 4489-nucleotide messenger RNA. RefSeq lists its product as uncharacterized. The record is from RefSeq and is a predicted model, not a curated record. NCBI's taxonomy places the organism in Eukaryota, Viridiplantae, Streptophyta, Magnoliopsida, Arecales, Arecaceae.